This is a messenger RNA of Phodopus roborovskii (desert hamster), 1785 nucleotides long. It is a transcript of the gene Ccdc60, whose product is annotated as coiled-coil domain containing 60. The record is from RefSeq and is a predicted model, not a curated record. The transcript has 15 exons. Bases 1 to 1785 code for a protein of 594 amino acids. NCBI's taxonomy places the organism in Eukaryota, Metazoa, Chordata, Mammalia, Rodentia, Cricetidae.
AUGACUAAAGUGCCGGCCAACAAAAAGCUGCAGAACACCUCCAGCAAGAAGGCACUGUGGCCCUCGUAUGACUCAGAUCCACAGACUCAGGUAGGGCUGCUGGUUCCAUUCACGCCACCUCCCCCACCCCCACCCCCAGGAAAAACGGAAGACACUUGCGAUGUGUAUUUCUUGUGUACUCUAAUAAACCCUAAACACCCCCUUAAGCGAGCUCUCAAGGAUUCGCCUAUAUUCGCCUACACAGUGUCAGAUAAGACAGUGAAGAACAUGAGGUACAUAGACAGAGAAAUCAUAAACCUCAAAAAGGAUCUUGUACGAAGCCGCUUCCUGAUCCAGUGUGUGAAGAUCGGCCGUGGAUAUUUUAACAUACUGCGAGAGGAAAACGCCAUGAAAAAGAGGCAACAGCAACUCCAGAAGCUAAAGGAGGAAGAGCUGAACAAAUUCCAGCCAGCCAAGAAGUACUCAGACAUCCACUGCAGGGACACCCUGCUGUCUACCUACGAGGAAGAGAAGUUAAAGAAGUUGGAGGCCGGCAUCAUUAUCCGCCCAUUCACGCCAAUCCACAGCUGCAUCAUCGCUCCUACCUUGCCCGAGUCUCACGUGGAACCCCUCUACCGCCAGCUGUGUGCGCUCCACUGGCUCCUAGAGGCCCUGACUAUCGACCACACCCACCACACCAUGAGGCCCUUGAUUGCCUGUUGGAACCCCAAGGACCCAGGUGGCAGCAAAAGCACAAUAAAGAAGAUCAACAAGGACAAGUCCAUGGGGCAGAGGUGGGACCACUUCGUCACAGCACCAAAGACCAAGAAAUUCAAAGCCCCCGCCAUUCGCACAGCCAGCCGCAAACCCAGCCGGAGAGGGUCCACUCUCAGUCUGACCCGGACCAGUGGGGGUUCUUCUCCCCAGAGCAGCAUGAUUUCUGUGAACCCCGGCUCCGAUGAACCCCCAAGUGUAGCCACCGGCAGUAAAGACAUUGAAGACAAUGAGUCAUUGUCAACUAAGCCAGACGAAGAAACCCUCCAUGCCAACCUCCAGAAGCUUCUGGAAUUGGUCCGAGAAGAUGCCCGAAGAGCGAUGAUGAUGUUAGAGAUGUACAAGAAAGUUCCCAGCAUCGUGUCUAUAGUCAAGCAAAUCAAGAGUGAUUCUGCCUGGAAAGAGUGGCAGACCGGCUACAAGUCGAGCGAGAGAUCCAGCACGACGAGUGGAGAGAGCCACACCCUGUUGGGCCAGAAGAAGUCAAAGGGGCGUGCCAACCGUGACAUCAUCCACUCCAAGAGCGGGGUGUGUAGCACUAUGCGGGCCAAGUUUUACAGCGUAGCCCAGGAGGCCGGCUUCUGCCUGCAAGACAAGAUGGAGAUCCUCAUGAAGCGCCAAGAAGAACGGGGACUCCAGAAGUUCCACUCUUUUAUCCUCGCCUCGAAUUAUCAAAAGGAUUUGGCAAAGAUGAGGCACCAGGUCUCGAUAGUGAAGGGGGACGCGGAAGAGAUUGCGGAUCACUGGUACUUUGAUCUGUUGUCCAAACUCCCAGAGGAUCUGAAGAGCUUCCGACCUGCAAAAAAAAUCCUGACAAAACUGCAGAAGUUUGGAGAGAACUUGGACCUGAGGAUCCGGCCACAUGUCCUCCUGAAGGUGCUCCAGGACCUUCGAAUCUGGGAGCUGUGCUCCCCAGACAUUGCAGUGGCCAUUGAGUUCGUGCGAGAACACAUCAUCCAUAUGCCGCAGGAGGAUUACACCAACUGGCUACAGAGCAGGGUCAACAUGCCCAUCCGGCAUGCCCUGUCAUAG